Messenger RNA from Theobroma cacao (cacao), 933 nucleotides. RefSeq names its product glycosylphosphatidylinositol-anchored lipid protein transfer 1 (gene LTPG1). NCBI's taxonomy places the organism in Eukaryota, Viridiplantae, Streptophyta, Magnoliopsida, Malvales, Malvaceae. The record is from RefSeq and is a predicted model, not a curated record.
CACGUCAUUAAUAUAAUGUACGGGACUACCGAUGCCUCAGUUACCAAUUUCCCAUUAUUGGUCUUCUAUAAACCAGAAAACAAAAGACAUUUCUUCAAGUUGCAGUCUGAAAAUCCGAACUCAAAAAGAAAGCAAAGGCAUCGAAGAAUUAAGAGAGUGAAAGAAAUGGGAGUAGAGGGUUUUAUUGUUUUGGCCUUGUCGAUGAGCAGUUUGUUGCAGUGGGGUUCAUUGGGUGGGGUUGGAGCGGCUGAUGAGAGUGGUUUAGCAAAUGAGUGCAGCAAAGAUUUCCAGAGCGUGAUGACUUGCCUGAACUUUGCUCAAGGGAAGGUGGCGACGCCGACUAAGGAGUGUUGUAGUUCGGUGUCGACUAUAAAGGAAAAUGAACCAAAGUGUUUGUGCUAUCUUCUUCAGCAGACCCAGACGUCUGGAGCUCAAAACCUUAAGAGCUUGGGGGUACAGGAAGCUAAGCUUCUUCAGCUUCCUUCCGCUUGCCAGUUAAAGAACGCUAGCGUCAGUGACUGCCCAAAGCUUCUUGGAUUAUCUCCAAACUCACCAGACGCUGCCAUCUUCACCAAUGCCUCCUCAACAGCGACGACGACCACUUCACCAUCAACCGGAACAUCAUCAUCGUCUGCUUCAGAAAAGAGUGAUAGCAGUAAUUUCAGUGGAGCCAAGCCUGGAGAUCACCUCGUUUGUUACACGCUAUUCAUUGCUUCGGCCAUAUUUUUCUAUGCAUAACUCCCAGCUGGAUUUGGGUGAAAGGCUUUCCAGACACUUAUGGUUUAAUUUCCUUUUUCGUUUGUUGUUUUCUCAAUCUCUAGCUGCUACAACUUAAUUUCACCAUUAUUCUUCCCAACUGCAUCGUUUGUUUUUUUUUUUUUUUUUCUAUUUUGAUAAGCCAGACAUUUUAUUUAUAAGGCAAAUCGUUUACAA